AUGGCGGACGAGAAGAAUGAGACUGCCAUGUCGGCGUCUGAGCCAGUAACCAUGCCAACACCACCGGCCAAGGUAGUUUGCAUCGCAGACCCGCCGCAUGGGAUUAUCUCAGACCCGGAAAAAGUCAAGGUUAAUGAUACCAAAUCUUCAUCAAAGGGAGGCUUGAACCAAAAGCCUAAGGGUCACAGGAGGAACUACACCCUUGAUGUGGAAGCUCAAAUCACCCUGCCCGAAGACCCUCAUCGCAAGCCAUUUUCGCAUGCCAGAUAUGUCAUCUUUACUGUUUAUCGCCGGCUUUUCACUCUUGUGUUCUGCGCAAAUCUUGCGUGUUUUCUUUACGUGAUGAUCUCUGAUCGUCAACUUUUAGCGCUAGUGAAUGCUACAGCUGUCAAUUUGGUGGCCUGCGGUCUUGCCCGACACCCGUUGGUGGUUAAUGCCAUCUACAGAGUGGUGUGCUCGCUUCCUAGAUCAGCACCACUAUGGCUGCGUCGCAUAGCUGCCAAAGCAGCCCACUAUGGUGGUGUUCAUAGUGGCUGCGGUGUUGCAUCUCUGGUGUGGUACAUUGGAUUUGUCGCCGUGGUGUCACAAACCUAUUUCACUUCGUCUCCCAUUAGCCCACUGACGGCAAAUCAAUUCUCUGCAGCACCAAUUAUUAUUGCCUACAUCAUUUUGGUGCUUCUCCUGGUGAUGGUGAUCGUGGCACACCCUGCAAUCCGCAGAAAAUUCCAUGACUACUUUGAAUUCACACAUCGCUUUACCUCAUGGCUAAUUCUGGCGCUUUUCGUGGUGUUGGUGAUGGUUUUCGCCCACGAAGUCAGUGCGGCGCAAAAGGAUACUCUUGGCUAUUUCCUGGUUACUCUGCCCGCGUUCUGGCUCCUGAUCGCAGCAGUCCUCGCAGUGGCCCACCCAUGGCUCCUAUUGCGCAAAGUGCCCGUGCAUGCUGAGCCCCUUUCUACGCACGCUGUACGACUCCACUUCAACCACACAGCGAUCAGUUUCGCGAAGGGUGUGCAAGUCACGAAGCAUCCUCUCCGCGACUGGCACAGUUUUGCCGGCUUCCCUGAUCCCGAUCCAAGUGGCAAGAAUAACCUGAAGAGCUGGUCCAUUGUGGUAUCCAAAGCUGGAGACUGGACCGCGGAUACCAUUUCGAACCCACCAACCUACCUCUGGAAGCGUGGAGCUCUGAUGCGCGGUGUUGGUUACGGCCUCCGUCUCUUCAACCGCAUUAUCAUCGUCACCACCGGAUCUGGAAUCGGUCCCUGUCUCGGUUUCCUUGGCGACGAGAAUCGUCCCGCCAUCAAGGUCAUCUGGCAGACACGUACUCCUGUCAAGACCUACGGACAGGAUGUCGUUGAUCUUGUGCACAAGAUGGGCCCGGAUCCAAUCAUCUGGGAUACGUCGACCGAUGGACGUAUUGAUAUGAUUCCCUUGGUGCGACAGCAAUUGAAGGAGUUUGAAGCGGAAGCGGUGUUCGUCAUCAGUAACCCAGCGAUGACUCAAAAGAUCGUUUACGAAUUCGAAUCCCAAGGGAUUCCGGCUUAUGGGCCAAUCUUUGACUCAUGA
Messenger RNA from Penicillium soppii, 1563 nucleotides. RefSeq lists its product as uncharacterized. The transcript has a single exon. NCBI's taxonomy places the organism in Eukaryota, Fungi, Ascomycota, Eurotiomycetes, Eurotiales, Aspergillaceae. The record is from RefSeq and is a predicted model, not a curated record. Gene Ontology annotation, biological process: sexual sporulation resulting in formation of a cellular spore; regulation of conidium formation; conidium formation. Bases 1 to 1563 code for a protein of 520 amino acids.